Messenger RNA from Paraphaeosphaeria sporulosa, 2631 nucleotides. RefSeq lists its product as uncharacterized. The record is from RefSeq and is a predicted model, not a curated record. The transcript is spliced from 2 exons. The coding region runs from base 156 to 2348 and encodes 730 amino acids. NCBI's taxonomy places the organism in Eukaryota, Fungi, Ascomycota, Dothideomycetes, Pleosporales, Didymosphaeriaceae.
CCCCAACCCCCUCUGCGCUUUCACCUCGACGCGCCAUCGCGAUGUACCCUUCUAUAUUUAUAUACACACCACGCUCCUACUGAUCUACUCCCCGCGACCUCUGUAGCUUAAUCUGAGCGUGCUGUGGGGUAAGCAAACAUUGGGCUGCCACAGUCAUGUCGACCAGUACAGCACCGCCGCUCGUGAACGGGACCAGCGUGGUACCCCCCGAGGAUUGGCGAGAGGCCGAGUUCCUCCAGAAGCUGCUGCAUAUUCGCGAUGAGGUGUUCGCAGGCAAACAUCCGCGCAUUCGUCUCCCACCCAGAGUCCUAGAACAGGUUGCACCGCGUCCGCCGCAAACCGCCCCAACAGCGAGACUCACGAUCAACGGGACUCCCAACGGCACGUCUAACCAGCAGAUGUUCCCGCCGCGUCCCGAGACUUCCUUGUCACAAAUUCCUGCGCCAAACGAGUUUGUCUCGCCUGUCGCACAUACAUCGCGGCCUUUCUCUGCCAAGUCUGCAUCGUCAGGCAUCGAUCCAGUGUUGCUCACCAAGUCUGAUCAUCUCAUCAGGGCUGAACUUCAAUUGAAGCGCCAGCAGCUCGAACGGGCACUGAAGGAUCAGGUGGAUAAGCGUGGUCGUGCAAACGACGAAGAGCGAGAGGUGCUAGACGUGGAUGACCUGCUUGCCCAGGCCCACAGACUGGUGAAGCCAAUCUCUGGCCUGCGACCUCCCACUGCUGAUAGCGACGGAGAGUCUUUCGACAACUCAUACUACUCUAGCAAAGCUGACAGUUGGUCAUCGGAUGAGAUUGAACGCAAUCACAACUCGAAUACUGAUGUCGCAGAAUCACUCACACAGCAGGGCAAACGUGCUACCAAUGAGGUCCAACAGGUUGUGGCGCCUUUUCAGUCAGGCCCAGCCAGUCCUCCAGUGAUCGAUCUAGAUGACGAGCCCUACGAACCUGGCGAUGACAUUCUUGAGAUCUAUGAGCCUGAAGAUGCUGGUGCGAACGAAGAUCUAGAGGAGUCUGACUACUCACCUCCACCGGCCGACGCGGGUCCUAGUGAGCCUAGAAGGCAGCAUGGGCGUUAUAAUGGCGCGAACGGGUCCUCUCGACGCCAAAGCCCCAAGGGUCCAGUACCGCCGAUCCAAAAUAGUCGCAAGCGGAAGCGGGAGUGGAAGAAGGGCAACAACAGCAGCAACAACAAACAGCGCGCUGCACAGUCACCAGAACCAUACAUCAAGGAAGAGCCACAGUCACCUCCCACAUUCGCGGCGUAUUCGGAUCCGCCGUCCAGCAAGCGACGAGCCCUGCAACCUCUUCCUCAAGAGGUCGAGGUUGUCGACAGGGUACAACCCGUCUAUUAUCGUGACCCAGAGCCUGCUGCUCGACCAACCCGACGCUAUGAGGAGCCCUUAUCGCCAAGCAUUGCUCGUCUGCCUCAGCGACGUGAUGACCAGGAUCUGCGUCGCGUGGCAAGCGUUCAAUAUGCUCGUCGACCGUACUCACCGACUAGUACUGACCUGUAUGCUGCACCAUCCCCUCGCCAGAGCCGCGCAGCAUCAAAUGUGUAUGCAGAGCGUGCCAUCGAGCAGCCUGUCUACCGGGAAGCAUCUAUUCGACCGUCGGCAGCACCUCGAUACAUUCCAGACCACCCGCAAGAGAUGGAAUAUCUGCCUCGAGCCCAGUCACCUGACAACAUGCCCAUGGCUCCACCCCGUCGCAGCAUUGUGGUUGAUCAGUACGGCAAUCAGUACUACGCUGCUCCAGUGGAGACCAGGGCCUCCGUCGCCCCAUCUGCCAGAAGAAUCGAGAUGGACCCAUACUACGAACGUGCGAUGACCCGAGAACCAGUGCUCCGGGUACCUGCGCGUACAGAGCUGUACGAGGAAGGCGAUGUUCAGAGAAUGCCGCCACCGCCACGCCGUUAUGCUGAUGUCUCCGAAACUGAGUUGGUCGAUUCGCGCGCAUAUCGGCGAGAAGCCUCGCACCGCCCCUUGGAAGUUGAGUACCGACCACACGAAUUGAUGGAACGGCGGCCGACCGCCCAGUACGAGGAAAUGGGCCCUCCGCGUGAGUACCUACCGAGUCGAGCGUAUAGUGUUCGUCCGGAAGUCAUUCGGCGUGAGGUGCCAGAGGGGUACGUCCGUCACGAGAGUGUUCAGCCUGGCCAUGUCCGGGUAGCCGCGCCACGCUUGCGUGAAUUGAGUGUCAUUCGCCAUGAACCCUCAGACGAUCGCCAAUAUGCCUUUGCAACUCCCCAGAGACGUUAUGCAGAUGAGAGCGGCCUGGAGCGUCCCGUGGAGGUUGUACAAGAACGCUAUGCGACCGAAGCUCCUCGACGACCGACUUACCGCUACUAGUCAAUUCGUUUGGGAAGAGUGUCCAACUUCAGCGUUUUACCUACCCGCACCGUUCUGUGCGUGGCCGCGAGAUGAGCCUCGGGCAGUAACAAGAUAGGAAGGAUUGGUGGAUGGAUUGUAAUCAUUGGCAUUGUAGUAUUGAAAGGGGAGCAAGGACUAUUGAUUAGCAUACGAUUGCACAGUGUACCCGGUCUCGCGUAGGCCCAGACGACGCGGAUGUGUUGCUGUCAACACGGGAAAAUAUAUUGAUAUCAUGUCGAAAAUGGGCUUCGAAAUCGUGUAC